Messenger RNA from Sclerotinia borealis F-4128, 633 nucleotides. NCBI's taxonomy places the organism in Eukaryota, Fungi, Ascomycota, Leotiomycetes, Helotiales, Sclerotiniaceae. The record is from the annotation of a GenBank genome assembly.
AUGAAACUCGCCAACGCACCCUCGCAGCCCAUGCACCAGGAUCCUCGAUUAGCGAAAGCUUUGGCGGGAGCGAUGGGUUGUGAACCUCAAUUCCGCCGUGUCUCCUGCACUUGGCUUGUUAUGAUGCAAUGUUGGUGGGCGGAUCUUGGGCUGAUGGAAACUCGAGGAAGAGAGACGGAUGGGAAUCUCAAACCCGCCGACAUCUAUCCUGAUCAACUAAAAUUUCAGCACUGGCAGAUGUAUUAUGAUAUCUGUGGCGCCACUGGCAUCACCUCCCUAGCACUUGAAAGUAAGUCGAAAGUAAUUUUGACCACUGAAGGAGAUAUAGGCCAAGCAACCUUACUAGAAUUUCCCUUGUAUAUCACGGCUUGUGUUCCCGACCAAGUGGAGAGUAUUAUAGUAGAACAAGUUCAAGCUAGCAUCAUGGUGCAUAUCACAAUAAUAAGAAUGAUUGGAAUAUUUUCGAAAUUCAAGAACAGGGGAAUUUCAAGAUUUGCUGCGAUUUGGUCUACUUCAUGCUGUAGCAUAUUCGACCGAGUGAAACAAAGAGGCGCGAUUCUGAGAAUGAGUAAUGAAGACCAGAACUCUUCGAUUACCAAGUACGAAUGGCACACCAAGGAAAAAGGAGCUUAG